Fopius arisanus is the source of this 1346-nucleotide messenger RNA. It is a transcript of the gene rswl, whose product is annotated as roswell. Gene Ontology annotation, biological process: positive regulation of mitochondrial translation; mitochondrial tRNA 5'-end processing. NCBI's taxonomy places the organism in Eukaryota, Metazoa, Arthropoda, Insecta, Hymenoptera, Braconidae. Gene Ontology annotation, cellular component: nucleus; mitochondrion; nucleoplasm. The record is from RefSeq and is a predicted model, not a curated record. Gene Ontology annotation, molecular function: tRNA binding. The transcript has 2 exons. Bases 21 to 1292 code for a protein of 423 amino acids.
UCAGUCAGCUAAUUAACAAAAUGUACAGUAGGGUUUUCAGAAGAUUUUUAUUAGUAAGUGGGCAGUUACCGAGUAAAUAUGAAACUGUGGUGAAAUCCCAAGGGUUUUUUUCUCCGCUGCUCCAAACUCCUGGUGGAAACAGUGGGAGAACUUUUUUUACUGGACUGAGACAUUGCAAUUCUCAACUGACUCCGGAUAAAGAUGCUAAAGCUCAAAAGAGGAUUGAUGAGUGGAUCCUGAAUCCUGAUAAUGAGAAACAGUGGAAGGUAUUGCAGUUGGAGGUGGAUGUUCACAGGCAGAAUGGAAAUCCUGUGCCAGAGGUGUUAAAACCUAGGCAUUGGCUGGAGCUGACUCUCCUGGACAGUAGAAAUAAGAGGAGAAAGUAUCUGGAGUUUUUGUUCGGCAUCGAGAAGAAAAAGGAGCACGGCAUGGAGAAGAAAAGAUUGGCGAAAGAAGAGAGAGAGAAGUAUCUGGCCAAAGAGAGAGACCCAUCAUUGCCCCCAGUCUACUUGGACUAUUGCCUGGGUAGGAACUCACCCUUCCUCAGGUUCUUCGAUUCCACGAUCAAUCAAUUGGGCAAUUGGAGAUUGAUGAAGGCCAUGAUGUACGGACAGAAAAUAGUAAUGGACUGUGGAUAUGAACACGAGAUGACGAGAACUGAGGCCAGAAAUUGUGCUAGACAGAUGAUGCUCACUUGGGCUGCUAACAGAGAGCAUCUGGAUCCCUUCGAUCUUCACUUCUGCAACUUAAAUGUUGAUGGUGAUCUGCACUCGAAUUUUCUGGCGUUUAUUCCCACUAUGUAUGAUGAUGAUUUUCCCAUGAAUGUCACUUCAAAAUCCUAUCUCGAUCUUUUUGAUAAAAAACAGCUCGUGUAUUUAACACCAGAUACCAACGUAGAACUCAGGGAAUUCAGUUAUGAUGAUAUCUAUAUCAUCGGAGCACUCGUCGACAAGUUGAGUGGACGACCUCUGUCGAUGGCAAAAGCCAAAAGGGAAGGGCUAAGAAUGGCAAAACUCCCGAUAGACCGUUAUCUGCACUUCGGUGGAGGUGGAAACAAGUGUUUAACAUUGAAUCAGAUGAUUUCAAUUCUUCUAGACAUUAAUGCCUCCAACGACUGGGAAUAUGCCCUCAGACAUGUGCCCCAGAGGAAGCUAUUCCACAACAGACAGCAGCACCUGCAGAACCGAGUGAAUAAAUUUAUAAAGCAUUCAGCAGAACAAGCGUCUGUCUUUUCUUCUGGACCACCCCAGGACUUCUCUCUGAAAUCCAGAAAAAAGUUUAGAGUAAAUUAAACAACCGCCUGUUAUCGUUUCGAUUUUUGAGUUAAUAAACGAGGAAAAAAUUGA